Messenger RNA from Vanessa tameamea, 2135 nucleotides. It is a transcript of the gene Syx16, whose product is annotated as syntaxin-16. NCBI's taxonomy places the organism in Eukaryota, Metazoa, Arthropoda, Insecta, Lepidoptera, Nymphalidae. Gene Ontology annotation, cellular component: membrane; endomembrane system; SNARE complex. Gene Ontology annotation, molecular function: SNAP receptor activity; SNARE binding. Gene Ontology annotation, biological process: vesicle-mediated transport; intracellular protein transport; vesicle fusion. The transcript has 4 exons. The record is from RefSeq and is a predicted model, not a curated record. The coding region runs from base 116 to 1135 and encodes 339 amino acids.
ACUGUCAAAGUCAAUCAAUUUGUUUUUUGUCAAAAUGAUAUUUUCGUGUGGCGAUUGAGGAUUAUCAAAAUAUAAUUAGAAAAUUCAUUGUUUUCAAUUCGAAUUAUUUAACAAAAUGGUGUCACGAAGCUUAACAGAAGUUUUCGUGUUAAUGCGAAAUAAUGCUAUACACAGCAAGCAUAUAUUUUCAGAACAGGCAAAUGAUACGGAGAGAGUAAGACUGAUGAGAUCAAAUUCUCAUGAAAUGGAAGCUGGCUUGGAACUAAAAUCUGAGUCCAAUGCCCCACCACCUUGGAGUGACUCGUUGGAGGAGGCACAUUAUAUAGUUACGAGGUUAAGGACUAAGUUGUCAGAACUUCAGUCCCGUCACGAGCGACAGAUCCGAAGGCCAGCUCUGGACGACAGCGGCGAACAGCAGCAAAUUGACCGAUUGUCGGCAGAAAUUGGCCGACUUUUCACUCAAGCACACGCGCGAAUUACAACUAUUAAAUCUCAGAUACGACAUGGCAACAACAGUGAACAGAAACUAGCGAGUAACGUAGUUCUAGCAUUAGUCACAAUCCUUCAGGAUCUGAGCAUAACUUUCCGCACGUCGCAGUCGAACUACCUGAAAUCCUUAACUUCCAGAGAAGAAAGAUCGAACGCGUAUUUCGAUCUCCCAAAUUUUGAAGAACUCAGCUUACAAGACAACGACCUUCUGCCAGGACUGACCAACAAUCAGACAGACCUGUUAUUUUCGUUACCGAGUACAUCCGGUUCACAGAACUUCGACGAGGAAAAUUUAGAUGGAAUGUUCCAGAAGCAAGCGAUGAGUCAAAAACAGCUGUUACUGAUGCAGGAGGAGAACAGCAAGAUGAUUGAAGAGAGAGAUGAGGAAGUUAACAAGAUUGUCAAGUCCAUCGUAGAUUUGAACGAUAUUUUUAAAGAUUUGGCAACUAUGGUUCACGAACAGGGUACAGUUUUAGACAGGAUAGAUUACAACAUUGAACAAACCCAGGUGCAAGUCCACGAAGGGUUCAAGCAGCUGCAGAAAGCUGAAAGGUAUCAAAGAAAAAAUAGGAAAAUGCACUGUAUAUUUAUACUAGGGAUAAGUGUUUUUGUGAUGGUAAUUUUACUGAUUAUAGUAAAAAGUUAGCUCUUAAUGCAAUGGAAAUAAAUCUUUUUGUCGCGUGGCAAAUUUUGUUUUGUAUCGGCUGAGAAAUUUCGAACUUUGAAAGCACAAACAUCGCAAAGCACUUCUGUUAAUUGUGUUACUAAAUAUUUAAAUUUUAUUCAAUAUUUCUGUUUUAUAUAAAGAAACAAUUAUUAUUCAGUUUUUAUGUUUGCAGCUGGCAACACUUAUUAAUUUUGUAGUUACAUUUACCUAGAAUGUAUUUGUGAGAAUAAUUCAUAAGGUGAUUGUGUACGAUACAAAAGCAUUAUCUAUUUGAAUAUGAGGAUUUUAAAACAGACUGUAGUGUAGUUAGACAACAAAAAAUAUUAUAUGUAAACUAUUUAGAUCUAGUUAAUGCUGGUUCACACUAGUUCGAGAGUCGUGGUCCAUAGAUGUCAUCUAUACAUCGGAUCGAAUUCAGUAAUACUUCGAUAUAGUUUGACUAAUUAACACUAUCGUUAAAUUUGGAGAUUGGUUUUAUUCAAGAAACUUAUUCAAUUGCAGUUCUUCAAAUGAUACCAUACAAUCAGUCGCCAUGACAAGUGAUAAACACAAACUUGCUUAAGAUGCGAAGAUUGCGUUCGUACCGAUAAAAUAUCCGGCGGAUUCGAUUUUUUAAAUUUUCUUCUCCAGUCAAUAGAAGCAGUUUUUAUUAACUUUAAAUGAUGAGAAAAUCGAUAUAAAGGAACUCGAAUCAGUUGAAAUACGAUCGAUGCGAUCUUACCCCGCUAUACGAAUGUCCAUCCGAACUAAUGUGAGCCGACUCGUAUUAUUUACAAACCGACAUAAACAGAAGCGUAAUAAAUAUUCGAUCUGGUUCAAAGUCAUUCCUAUUCUUAGAUGUAAUUAAUUUUAUAUUAAGAUUUAUGACAGUUUUUUUUUUUACGUUAUCGAUGUUUCUUUCUCAAAGGCUGGAUUUCUAUUAAUAAGCUUAGCGGACUACUACAUGGCUGUAUGCAAUCGUUACUUUGCCAGUUGAAAU